This is a messenger RNA of Rubroshorea leprosula, 1010 nucleotides long. The record is from the annotation of a GenBank genome assembly. NCBI's taxonomy places the organism in Eukaryota, Viridiplantae, Streptophyta, Magnoliopsida, Malvales, Dipterocarpaceae.
AUACAUAAUUUUUACUUCUCAAUCUUUCCCAAUAAAAUAAUAUUUCAUUUACAUAAUUGUAAUAUUUUUUAUACUCCACAUUUUCAUGUCACAUCCGUUAAGCCUUGUCUCAUCCCUUCUUCCUCAAAAGUCCAAUUUCAUGUGCCUCUUCAGCCCCCAUUCCCAACUUUUUUGACUUUUCAAAUCAAUUUCUUUCUAAUAUUCUUUCUUUUCUCAAAGUUUUAUCAUGUAAUAAACAAAAUAGCAUCAAGCGUUUGAGUCAACUACAGCUUCUUCUUAUCGACCUUGUUUACAAGAUAGCCAUGUUGAUGAUAAUCGAAACUGUAGUGAUUCUUUGGAGGGAGAUGAGGUUAUGACCGUCGAUCAAUGCAAUAAGAUUCGAGAAAUGGAUGACUCGCAGCUUGUAGGGGAUGCUGGCGUGGCGAUGAGAGGGGAGGGUAGGAGUUUGGUGGAGAUAGUGAAAGCUUCGAAGAUGAGUUUGGGGAAGCGAUGGCGUGGCCAGCCUCCAAGGUCUCAAGGGAAGAUAACAGCGUUGACGAUGCCUCCACAGAGGAAGAUGAGAGAUGAGGAAGGCAAGGAAGAUGAGGGAACUGGAGCAGAGAGAUUAGGCUACUUUUCCGGAGGUGAUGAAGCGGUGACUGGUGUGUUGAGAUGCUAUGGAGUCACGAAGAUCCAAGCAAUGCAUGGAUGGCACCAUAAGACUUCUUGUCGCUGCGUAAAAAUCAUAGUUGCAACAAACAUUGUUGCUGCAAUCGCGUUGCUUAGGAAGGAUAUUGAUGAGAUACCACUAGAGUUGGAGAAUGCUAUUGAGAAUGGAGAAGAGAAUGAAGAUGAUGAAUAAAGAGGAUUUGGAAGCUGCUAAAGAUUGUACAAGUUAGAGAUGUACGAAAACUUAUCUUUAUCUAGCUAGCUAUAAUGACUAAAUGUUAGUUGAAAUCCAAUGAUUUAAAUUGAUAUUGUAAAAGGAAACUUAACUACUUACAGGUAAUGAAUAAAUUUUUCUCUCUUUA